GUACACCAGCGACUCAGGAUGCCACCGAAAGCGAGCGGAAAAGCCGUCAAGAAGGCCGGCAAGGCCCAGAAGAACAUCACCAAGGGCGACAAGAAGAAGAAGCGCAGGAGGAAGGAGAGUUAUGCCAUCUACAUCUACAAGGUGCUGAAACAGGUCCACCCCGACACCGGCGUCUCCAGCAAGGCCAUGUCCAUCAUGAACAGCUUCGUGAACGACAUAUUCGAGCGCAUAGCCGCCGAAGCUUCCCGCCUGGCCCACUACAACAAGCGGUCGACCAUCACGUCGCGGGAGAUCCAGACCGCCGUCAGGCUCCUGUUGCCCGGCGAGUUGGCCAAGCACGCCGUGAGCGAGGGUACCAAGGCCGUGACCAAGUACACCAGCUCCAAGUAAGCCGGCCGGCAGGCCAGCGCCCCGCAACGAGCGAGCCCGCUCCGCACAAACGGCCUUUCUAAAGGCCACCAA
This is a messenger RNA of Homalodisca vitripennis (glassy-winged sharpshooter), 462 nucleotides long. RefSeq names its product histone H2B. Gene Ontology annotation, molecular function: DNA binding; structural constituent of chromatin; protein heterodimerization activity. Lineage: Eukaryota; Metazoa; Arthropoda; Insecta; Hemiptera; Cicadellidae. The transcript has a single exon. The record is from RefSeq and is a predicted model, not a curated record. The coding region runs from base 19 to 390 and encodes 123 amino acids. Gene Ontology annotation, cellular component: nucleosome.